CAGAAAGACAUUUCGUUUCAUGCAAAGUCCUUGGGAGCAUCCAGGCCAGUGCAAAUGUGACUGCAGGAUGGGGAGUCUUAUCUGAACAAGGAGCUGUAUGGUACAUUGGAAGAUAUGGUGAACCAUUACAUUACAGAAAGUUGAAGUAAGCAUCUGUUUAUAAUUACAUAUACAUUUGUACUAUUGAUAUGGAGAACAGUACAGAGGAUUCUGCAGAUAAGCCUAAAAAUGACUUAACAGAGCAACAAUCAAAACUUCACAAAUCUUCUCUUCCAUUGACUGACAUUCCAGAGGACCCCACGGAGGAUAGAAACAGUCGAGAUCAGGAUCAUAACCUCGACGAAGAUGUCACGAAAGAUGAAAGUAAAAAUCUUAUAAAUUCAAAAAAUGUAAGGUCCAAGGGAGACAACCUUAAUACAAGUUCAGAGAUAAUAGCUAUAGAAUCAACCGAUAUAGAAAUGGAGCCUAUGCAUCUUCCUUCUUCAAAUAAUGAAAAUGAUGAGGAAUCAAGUGAGUUUAUUGGCAAGAAGAGCGGUCCGCAUGUUGUCUUAUUCUCUGUGAUUUGUAUCCCAGCAGCCUUCAUAGCAUCAAUGUGUGUAGCCUUCUACUAUGGAGCGUCAUCGUGGUACAAUCUCUAUAUCUACUUCAGUGAAGAAAAAUCAAUCUGGCACAAAGUAUCAAUUUGUCCUGUGCUUAUAUUGACAUUCCCAUUCACUGUGGGGUUGUCGUCCAUCGGUGUUGCGUUUUUUGCUGCGUUUGUCCAGCUUUCGUGGUUUUACCUGAGCUGGCAUGCGGAGUUCUUGGACUUCGAAAAAGGUUUUUACGGCUGGUUGUGCAAUAAGAUUGGUCUGCCACAAUGUUGUCCAUAUGAAUUGAUUAUUUUGAAUAAUGAAUCUGAGCUAGAGCCUAUGAGGACUGCAUUGUAAUUGGAAAUUGUAUUUCAAAAUUUACAACUUUGUAUUUAUGAUUUUUUUUACAUACAUACAUGUACAUCUUUAAAUCAUUACUGCUUGUUUAUAUAUAUACAUGUAAUCAGAGCUCCAACUGAUGAUAUUUUCUUGCCUUUUGAAAUUGUAUCAAGCUUUAAGAAAUAUAUCAAUUUUUGUGUGCCUACGAUGGAUGUCGGAAAGACACAUGGGCGUUGCUUUUCCAACCACGACGGCGGCAUCAACAAUGUUAAGGUUUUGCGUUUAGCUCUGUUUCUGACAAAACUACACCAACAAAACCUCGAUCAUAGAUGAAGCAUGGGUAGUGGAGCCUACUGCACUAA
Mizuhopecten yessoensis (Yesso scallop) is the source of this 1270-nucleotide messenger RNA. RefSeq names its product transmembrane protein 169-like. The transcript has 3 exons. The coding region runs from base 189 to 926 and encodes 245 amino acids. The record is from RefSeq and is a predicted model, not a curated record. Lineage: Eukaryota; Metazoa; Mollusca; Bivalvia; Pectinida; Pectinidae.